GAGAGAUGAGACGAGGGUGGAGGUAGAGAGCGCCGGGUCGAACGAGAGUAAUCCUAGCUUCGUUUGCGAUAUACAGUAGCCUCUGUGAGUUCGGUAGGUGACGACGACGACCAACGACAACGUUUAACGGCAUCCGCCGAUGAUUCGUAUCGCGAGCGAUACGUAGACGGAGGGGUAGACGAUACGUCGGAACAGCUGAGAAGAGGUAGAAGAAAAACGAAAAAAAAAAACCAACAAAACAAAAACCAAAAAAAAGUCCUCGGAUUUCGCAAGCAUUCGAAAAUCACCGACGACGACGACAGUGCACCCGAUAGUACGAGCGACGGUGUAAAAUCGAUCGACGAACGUCCGCCGGCUCAUUGUUCUCCUCGAUAUCCUCGCGAGGCAUGGAAACUGCAGCCCGUAAUGGUUCGAACGAAUAGGAUAUCGCACAUGUGAUAUAUCGUCGUUGAGUGUGCGCGCGGCACAUUCGGAGGAUUAAUUAUAAUAACGGGACAUAGAAAGUUUCUCGAGAGGGGUAAAACAACCUUGGUAUACGGAAAUUUGGAAGGUUUUAGGGAUUAAACAUCGUCUGGGCGGGUCUUCGCCGCUGGAAAUCAUCGUCAUUUCUCCGCUUCAGCGUGGUCCGGAUUUCCUCGUAAUUACCGAGGGGGGGUGGGGUUGUGUCGAAGAUGCUGUAGGAUAACCGGGAGCUGGGCGUCCGGUGGUCCGGGUAAACCUGGAGGAUCGCUCGAGCGAAUGAAUGGAGAAGAGAAGCUGAAGGAGUGUGGGGGGAGGGGAGGUUUUUUGUUUUAUCGAAAUUCUACCGCGAUUCCGCGUACUGAUCGCUUCGCAGAACCGCUAGGGGAUGAACAGCGGUGAUGAACAGCGGGAAUGAGGAUCCGUACGCGGUAACGGGAUUUCCAUCUUCAAAUGCAGGACCGCACAGGUUGUUGUUAUUGUUUCUGUCGCUGCUUCGGGGGAAUAUCGAUCCAACCGAAUCGUCGCAAUUACCGUCAUUGUCGUCAUUGUCAACGUCAACGGAACGAAUCAGCGCUCCUUGCCACCGAAUCCUGACGGUCACCGAAACGGUGUGAAGGGAGCAUGAAGUCGCAAACGUUUUGAUCGCCCGCUUUGUUACCCCGUCGUUGUCGAAAUUUUUCGAACCUCUUUUUAUACCAGCUCCUCCUAAUUGCCGAUCGUUUUUCGUUUGUUUUUUCUCGUUAAAUCGUAAUGUGCGGGAGUGUUGAACUCGUUUCCGUUGCUGCACGUGAGAUCGAUAAACGUUUAACGCACGCCGGCCAAUUCCGGGUCGAGUGCAGUCACCGUUGUUGAGUUUUUUUCACGAGCCCAGUGUCCGGUCGAGUACAGUGCGUUCAACGAACCGCUCGAACACCCCAUCGGUUUAUCUUAUCGUCGGAAACAAUGAUUUCUCCGAGCGGUAACAUCAGACUGUUCCUCUUCGUCGUAGGCUACGCCGGCAUGUUGGGAUACUGCAAAACGGAUGAAAAAGUGUCCUUUUACGGCGGUAGUUACAUACACCUGCCCGUCCAAGAAGCGCGGGGAGCGACGGACGUCAGUUUUAAAUUUCGAACUCACUUUCCCGACGCCCUGCUACUCCUCGCCGCUGGAAAGACGGACUAUUGUCUGGUUAAAUUGGUCGCAGGUCGUCUCAAGGUUCACAUCGAUCUGGGAGCAGGUGAAAGUGAAAUAUCUAGCGCCAGAGGACUGACCUUGAAUGACCUGAGCUGGCACGAGGUCAACAUAACCAGACGAGAGGCGAACAUCUCGUUACAGAUUGAUGUGAUCCACACCACUCGUUCGGUACUUCCGGGACGAUUUUUCGAACUCAAUAUCCACUACGGUGUCUACAUCGGGGGUCAGGGAGACUUCAACGAACUUUUCUUAGGUCACACCGAGUACCUUCGCGGCUGCAUGGCGGAUAUAUUUUACAACGGUUUGAAAGUAAUCGAGUCAGCGAGGUCCCGCAAAGGUCAAUCGGUCGCAUCGUCGGUGGCGUGGGGUUGUUCGCCGGAGUUCGACGCCAGUCGCGAAACGGAAAUAAGUUUCGUCGAGGACGGCGGUUUCACGUCGAUCCCUCGUCCCAUACCUCGAACCGGUUCUCGCUGGGAGUUCGACUUGAAAACGGUGGCGGAAAGUGGCCUUCUCUUGUACAAUGCCGGCCAAUCGCUACGCGCCGACUACCUCGGCGUCGAGCUAUUCGAGCGUAAAAUCCGCCUACUGAUGAACACCGGUAACGGACCCACCGAACUGAUCCACGGUAUACCGGUCGCCGACGGUAAAUGGCAUCGCGUUGUGGUCGAAUUCGAUCCGAACGUGAUCGGUAUAACCGUCGACUCUUCGACGAAGACACUGGCGCUUCCCAAGGGCAGUCGUUACCUCGACCUAGCCGGUACUCUGUACAUCGGUGGUACCGAGCUCAAUCAACGAGCGAAGGCCCUUGGAAAGGGUCUGAAAUCGGGGGACGUCAGUUACAAGGGGUGUCUGAAGAAAAUGACCUUGGACAACCGGCCCAUAGGCCUACCCGACGUCAAGGUCAGCCAGGGGAUCGUCGUUGGAUGCGUGUGGGGAUUCCCGUGCGAAGAAGCUCACCCCUGCGUCGAAGGCGCUUCCUGCGCCCAGCUCGGAGUUGACUCUUUCAAAUGUUCGUGCGACCAGCCGCUCUGCAUCAAGCCGAGCUACGCCGAGGAUUACAAGGUAUAUUCGAGCGCGAACCUUCCGGUCGACUUGGAGAUCCUUUCGCUCAGUCCGCUGAUUGUUUCGGAGGGUGAACACGCCCUUGUCACGAGUCAGAACAUCGCCAUGGUCUUGGACAUAGCGAAAUACGGUGUUGAGGAGAGCGGAGUUCUCUUUACGCUCGUUACACCACCGACGCACGGAACUCUGGCGCUCGAUCUGUUGAAUACGAAAACCGAACACUCGUUCACGUUGCUAGAGGUCAACCAGGACAAGAUCCAAUAUAUGCACGACGGAAGCGAAAACACGGAGGACAGUAUGGUACUGGAAGUGACUCUAUUGGCCGGCGCCGGCUACACCCUUCCAGGAUAUUUGCAGGGACGUUUGAGGUUUCCACUUCACGUAAAUGUCACAUCUGUAAACGACCCUCCGCUCCUGGAAAUCCCGACUGCGAAGGUCCUACGGUUGGCACAAGGAACGAGGAAGGUCCUGAGCAAGGAAUUAAUCUGGGCUAUAGACGCCGAUACACCGGUUCAGGGGCUGGUCUACACAGUCCUGAGGGGUGACAUGGACGCAGGUCACGUGGAGAGAGUCACUUACCCGAAUAAACCAAUCGAAAGCUUCACUCAGGCCGAAUUGCAGCAGGGGCUUAUCGCCUACGUUCACAAAGGAAACGCGAAAUCGAACGCGAUGCUGGGUCUCCAGGUCAGUGACGGUAUCGAGAGUAGUCAGCCAGCUCAUUUGAGGGUAUCCGCCUACCCGUUGCAAAUAAAACUUCAACACAAUACCGGCUUGGUGGUCGUUCACAGGUCGUUCUCUUACCUCACAACGGCGAACUUGUCGUUCGUAACGAACUCUGACGAUACUAGCAUUGAAAUACGCUACGACGUUGUAACACCAGCGCAGUAUGGGACGAUACAAAAGCUCAAGGACGUUUCGGGAUCGUGGAACAACGUUGACCAUUUCACCAGUAAGGACAUCGAAUUGGACUGGGUGAGGUACCUGCAUAACGUCGGGAGCCCGACGCAGGAUGAAUUCAAAUUUCAAGCGAGCGUGAGGGAAGUCAGAACACAGCACACGUUCGACUUUCGGAUAAACUUCAUCGACCUUGAAUUGAAAGAGUCGAGGAAGAAUUCCGUCAACUUUACCAACUCGCUGGAGGUGCUGGUGGGAUCUCAAAAUUUGAAAUACGUCACGAAUCCUCUUACCACGCCGCCGAAUAGGAUAAGUUUCACUAUACAGGAUGGUCCGAAGUACGGCGACCUGAUCCUAGCUAAAAAGAGUAUUGGAAAAAGUGAUUCGUUCACUCAGGACGAUCUCGAUAACGGAAGACUGAGAUACAGACUGUUGCGAAAAUCGUUUUCCAACGUCGACGACGAUGUUAUCCUGAAAGUGAAGGCACCCCAGUGCGUGGAACUCAGUACCGAUAUCAGAAUCAGAUUUCAAUUACAGAAGAACGCCGAGGGUCCGGAAACAGUCGAUAAACUCCGAGUGAACGAGGGCAGCAGAGUGCCAUUGAGAAUAACGAGAUUCGACGGUAAAACCUACGGUGUAACAUCCCUCGUUUACAAUCUGACGGUUCCCCCGCUCCACGGAUGGCUGAAUGUCCUCAACGAGUCGAACGCUAAUGCGAGACCGAACGCUACGUGGUUCACCUCCGAAGAACUGACAGCCGAAUACGUGUACUACGUCCACGACGACUCCGAGACGUCCGAGGACUCUUUCGCGUAUGUCGCCGUAUCGUCGCCGGCCGAAAAUUUCAUGUACGUCGGAAUUUUCAAGGUCGAAGUUAACAUGAGAAACGACAAUCCACCGAUAAGACUGAACGCCAGAGUCUUCAACGUAGUUCUGAACGGAGAAAGAAUCCUCACUGACAAGGUGCUCGCUUACGUCGACGCUGACCUCAACACGAAACCUUCGGACAUAGUUUACUCGAGGAGGGACCAGGGUAACGGAGGACUGUUCAAGGUCGGCAAUCCGAGCGUUCAAAUAUUCGAAUUCACUCAGGAGGACGUUAAUCAACAUCAGAUACUCUUCAGGCACAGGGGAGAGGAGUCGGGUAGAAUUGCUCUCGGUGUUACCGAUGGUCAUUUCUACACCGCGGGUAUAUUAGAAGUACAGGCGAGUCUGCCGUACGUUCAUCCGGUGGCCAGCAAUGGGUCAAUCGUCAGAUUCAACGAGUCCACCAUCCUCUCGAUCGCCGAGUUACAAAUAGAAACUAACGUCAAUGCUAAUGACAGUGAAAUAGUUUAUACCGUCGUCGACAAACCGAGACACGGUGUCCUUCUUAAAGGUGACAGAGAGGCGGUCACAUUCACUCAGGAGGAUUUAACGCAAAGCGAAGUAAGCUACAAGCAUUUGGGAGGUUCGCUUACGAGGGACAGCUUCAAGUUCAAAGUAUCGGCUAAGAAAACCGAAGCCGAGGGUCAAUUGGCGGUGAAAGUUUAUCCGGAGAGUUAUUGGGAGCCGUUGAUAGUCGCCAGUAACAAUACGGUACUCGUUGAGGAGGCGACCAGCGUUCUUCUCGGUAAAAAACAUCUGGAGAUAAUGCACCCGAAGAUACCACCCUCGCAAAUCACUUACCUCAUCAAAGAAAAGCCCAGAUUUGGGUACCUCGAACUCCAGGCGCAGGAUCAGGAACACAGCGACGAGGCGAGGGAUGAUUUUUUGGUCACCCACUUCGAACAGAGCGUCAUAAACGAGGGUAGACUACACUACGUACAGUCGGAGCCGAAUCAAACGAGAGAUAAUUUUAGUUUCGACGUCACCAAUGGGAUAACUUGGCUCAGAGAUCUCACCUUGAAUUUCUUGGUAGUUCCGGACAAGCUGUACAUAGAAUCCAGAAAUCUGACGGUCGUCGAGGGUAAAAGCGCGACCGUUGAGGAGUCCGAUUUCGCUGUGAACACAGCGUAUUACGCUGGAAAAGUGACGGAUUACAAAAUUGUUGAGAAACCGCGACACGGCAGCGUCAUUGACUCGACCAAAAAUUCUCCGAUAAAAAAAUUCUCGACCAAACAUCUAACCGCCGGAGUUAUAAUUUACCGACAUUCCGGCGACGAAUCGCUGAACGACAGUUUGAAACUCAUAGCCAUCGCAGGGGAUAAAGCCAGCGAACCUUUCGAUGUCAGGAUCGAAGUCCUUCCGGUCAACGACGAAGUUCCCCUGCUGAUUAACAGGACCACGUUGAACGUGUGGCAAGGCGGUUCCGUACCGAUUACCGCCGCGGAUCUUGCCGCUCUGGACAACGACACCGAGCCCAGGGAUGUCGAGUUCAGAGUAACUGGUAUCAGAAACGGUUUUGUCUCGUUGCGGCAACUGAGGCAAUUGGAGAUCUGGAACUUUACGCAGAAGCAGAUAAACGACAUGGACAUUAUCUUCACUCAUACCAAUGGGUCCGACGCCGAGUUUUCUUUUACCGUUAACGACGGUGUCCACGCAUCGAUAAAUUACACCAUGCCCGUGGUGACCAGAGAAGUCCGACUUUCGUUGAAAAAUAAUCAUCCUCUGAACGUAUUCCCGCUUACCAGAAAGCCGAUAGUCGGUGAACAGCUAUUGGUAGAGAGCACGGACGAAAAUAGGGAAGUUAAAUACACGGUUAAAAACGGCCCGCAUAUGGGAAGGAUCAUCAUGGAAACGAACGAAGGUAUAUGGCUGGAAGUCGACAGAUUUACACAGGGCGAAUUGAAUGCGAGUAAAGUGAUUUACGAGCAUACCAAACAGUUCAUGGAUCUAUCGGCCAACGAUUCAUUCGUUUUCGACGUCGAGUCGCACUUCGCGAAGCCCCUAAUCAGCCAGGUCUUCCAAGUCGAGAUUUCCGUUUCGAGCGGCGGUCUGGACAGAUAUAUAUCUUCCGAAGCCGUCCGCGUCGAAGAGGGUGGUUCGGGCAAGGUGAUAGUGAACGUCACCGGAAUCGUAAGAUUCCUCCACACCAAGGCCGGCAUAGAAAGUCCGGCAGUUAUGACCCGGCUAUCUUCGCAACCGAGUCACGGUCACGUAAUGCUCCUCCCCGAUUUGAACGUGACGACGUUCACCCUUCCCGAAAUCGAGGGUGGAAAAGUGGCCUACUACCACGACCAUUCGGACACCGUCGAAGACAAGAUAUCGUUUUCCCUCUAUUUAACACCGGGACACAUUUUGCUAUGCAACGCAACCGUUCCGGUGAUCGUUGCGCCGGUAAAUGACGAACCUUUCAAGCUCGUCACAAACGCUCCCUUCGUUUCCGUAGUAAGGAAUCAGAAUCAGACGAUUACGAGGGAUAAUUUGCUGACCACCGAUCCGGAUACGGAGCCUCAAGAAUUGGUCUACGACGUAAUAUCCGGGCCGACUUACGGCAGACUUCUUCUCUUACCGCAGGAUCAAAAUUCCUCGGAAGUUCAUCAGGUCAAUAAAUUUACCCAACACGACGUGGAUUCGAGUAGACUAGUUUACGAACACUCUGGUCCGCUGCAAGCAGCUUCAUUUUACUUCAGGGUCUCCGACGGCCGAUUCAAUCCGGUCUACACUGUGUUCAACGUACACGUUCUCCCGAUAAAUUUGAACGUCAGUGUUUUGAGUCCGGUUGGUCUACAACAAGGGUCCAACGUCGCGUUGAUAUCGGAAGAUAACAUAAAACUGGAGACCAACGCCAGACAGGAUUUAGUAACUUACAAUGUCACAACUACCCCUAAAUUCGGCGUGGUCUACGUCAGGGAUGUUGCGGCAACCAGUUUCAGGCACACGGAUCUACUUUCCAAGAGCGUUAUGUUCAUGCAAACGGACAUGACGGUGUCAAACGACAGCCUGGAACUCGCUGCCCAGCUCAGCGACUUCGAAGCCAAACGUAUCCUGAUCGAAGUUAGGGUAGAACCUCUGAUGAUAGUGAAUCCGAUGAUCGCUAUCGCCGGUGAGAGGAAUCGUUUGGAUUUGAGAUACAUGGACGCGACGCCGCUCGCUAAAUUAACUAGCAGUAAUCCGACAUUUUCGAUAACCAGAAAGCCGAAAUACGCGAGAAUAAAAAGGAUAAUACGGAGUUCCGGCGAUCGUCGAGGAACCCGUGAAAGGGAGGUCGGUAGAUUCUCCCAUCAGGAAUUAAUUUCCGGUGUUAUAUACAUCGUGUGUAAAAAAAUGCCCACCCUAGAAAUCGAAGGAAUAAUGGACAGCUUCGGUUUCGUGCUCGCUGCAUCGAUUUUUCAACCGGCAGCGGGAGAUUUUAAUUUCAGAAUAAAAUUCAAUAUCGACGAAUUUAACAUGACCCUCGGCGGUCCUAUGGAUCCGGUUGGCCACGAGGGGGAAAUGGCGAUCGCUCCUAACAUGAGUAACGACUAUCUGCUCAUACUGGGAAUGUUACUCGGUGUAUUCCUGCUCGGUGUGGUCGUAAUCAUAACGAUCAGAUGUAGACACAACAAAUACAAACACGCGGACGAUCACGACAAGGACGAAGCGUCACCCGGAGUCGGUGUGAUGCCGCUUCCGAGACCACCCGAUCACCUUAUGCCGGCUACUCCGCAUUUGAAGAGGUUCGGUAACGAUCACGAUCACGUAAUGACCGGUAGCAGCACUCCUUUACCAGUCCUUCCCUCCAUGCCGGCGACUCUCCCACAGUGCAAAGUAAUACCUCUGAGUCCUCUCGAUAGUAUAGCGGGAUCCGAAGUCGAUGUUUCGGCAAGGUAUCCCUACGGUGUACCGGACGGGGACGAAUGGAGCAGUUUUGACACCUCCGACUUACCGUGUCCUUCCGCUACAACCCCAAGGGCAAAUCCACUCCUCAGAAGAAACCAAUACUGGGUAUAGCACAAGGCCUGUCAUGGUAGCGAAAAAUUUUUACCGCUCACUCAAUUGAGAUUAUCAUGAGGAACGUUGAUCGCUACAAAUUUUCACCUUUGAAUAAUAAUUGAUAAUUACGACGACUACUGUACGACGACGAAAAUGAUAAUGAUGAUCACUAUGAUGAUAAGACUUUUUAAUCGUAUGUUAUUUUGUAAGUGAUUCAUUGAGUAAGACUGUAAAACAAAACCAAAACCAAAAAAAAAAAAUACAAUUGGUAAUCGACUUAAAUUGAAGGCAUAUAUUGUAAUUUUUCAUCGUCCCCUAAUUAUUAUAAAAUUGGGAUCGACAGAACUGUGACUGGAAUCCCUUGAACCACCUUGAACUAUCCUUUAUAUUGCACCCGAGGCUAUAAAUAAUUAUCUUGAUAAGAACGAGCAAAGAAUAUAAACUCUACUGAGAUUAUUUUGAAACAGGUGAUUACCGAAAUAAAAAAUUAAAACGAAGAGUAAGAAGAUUGCAAUUAAAUAACAAUUACGACUUAAGAUUUAUAGAUAUAAAUGUGCCUACCGAGAGGAUAUAAGCGCGGCUGAGAAACUAGUCGUAUAUAUAGGUAUAUUUGAUUUGAGAAGAUAUAAAGUUGCGAUUUUAACCGAAUGAUAAAGAUAAAAAUGAAAAAAAAAAAAACGAAAUCCGGAUGUGGGAAAUUAAAAUUACAUUUAAGAAAAAAGAAAAAAAAAUAGUGCAACGAGACAAACUGACGUGGAACUGAUGAAUAAAAUUGCGUGCAGUUAAAAUAUUUGCCAACCACCGCAUGUAUUGUUAUGUUAAAAUUUUUUAUCGAUUUAAAAGAAAAAAAUGAGUAAACGCAAGAGGAGAAAUAGCAAACAACUAAGUGGAAAGGAAAUUGUUGUAAAUGUGUAUUUCAGUAUUAAAAUAUAUAAUAUAUGAUAAAAAAAAAAAAUUUAUGAAUGUUACCUGGCAAGCGUACGUCAAUUAUUGACUGACAAAAAUUAAGUCGUCCGCGUUGGCUAUAUUUAAACCGAAAACUUUAAAUUUGUUGUUAGACCUAUAUAAUUAGUAUCACAUACUGUAACUAUGUUGAUAAUCGUACUACACGAACGAAAUUAUUAUCAAUAUCACAUCGUACAUAAUUUUACCGCUAUAGAAUCUCGAAAUGAACAGUGCUGUAUACAUGUAAAUAUGGGUUAUUCGAGAUCAAUUAGAAAAGGGUCAGACUUUCAUUAUUUUAUUCGAUUAAAACGGCACAAAUCAUAAAUCGUAAGGAACAGACCCCAGCGCAAUUGACCUGGAAUAUCCUAUAUAUAGAUGAUCUAUAAACGGUAGAUAAUAUUAUAGGUAUGUAAACUGUUGAAUCCAACGAGGAGAAAAAGUACUACUGCAACUAUGGCAUAUGCGUCGGUUCAAGUCGCAGGCAAGGAAAGAGAAACCGAAAAAAAAAGUAAGAUGAAGAUGAUUAAACUAAGCUAAUUUAACACGUUUUUUACACGAAUAUAGUUAUUUGUCGGUUACGUUUAUAUAUAUUAUAAUAUAUACAUAUUGUAUCAACUGAUGAACUGUAUUACAUAAUUACAUGAAUUAAUCAUUUGCAUAUGCUAUAGACACAACGAUCACUAUACUACACAUAUUAUAAUAGGCUUUUUUACAAUCAAUAUUAUUAUUAUCGAAUAAGCUCCGAUGCGAGUGCCAAAAUAUUUAAAAUAAAAAACUCGAAGAAAAAUUAAAUAAAUGAAAUGUAUGCUAAUCGUACGAAUGUAUAUGUGAACCCUGUCCAUCGUUAUUAAUAAAAUAAAAGAAAAUACGUAAAAAUUAGA
Messenger RNA from Athalia rosae (coleseed sawfly), 10253 nucleotides. It is a transcript of the gene kon, whose product is annotated as chondroitin sulfate proteoglycan 4. Lineage: Eukaryota; Metazoa; Arthropoda; Insecta; Hymenoptera; Athaliidae. The transcript has 10 exons. Bases 1405 to 8445 code for a protein of 2346 amino acids. The record is from RefSeq and is a predicted model, not a curated record.